Molecule: messenger RNA, 1671 nt
Organism: Colletotrichum graminicola M1.001
Lineage: Eukaryota; Fungi; Ascomycota; Sordariomycetes; Glomerellales; Glomerellaceae
Product: major facilitator superfamily transporter
Exons: 5
Coding region: 1-1671 (556 amino acids)
Biological process (GO): transmembrane transport
Cellular component (GO): membrane
Molecular function (GO): transmembrane transporter activity
Source: RefSeq, a predicted model, not a curated record
AUGGGUCAAAGCCGAAAGGACGUCGAAGCUACCGAGGCUGGUAUGCCUCAAAAAUUCCACUACAGAGAUACUACCCUGCCGACAUGGCGGUUCUGGGUCCUCAGUGUUGGGCUUUGCCUUGGACUGUUUCUUUCAAUGUUGGACGCUUCCAUUGUCGCUACAAGUCUGUAUACAAUCGGCACAGAGUUCGACUCAAUGGACAUCAUCAACUGGGUUGUCUUGGCCUACACUCUCACAUACUUGAGUUGUGCGGUACUGGUUGCACGAGUUUCCGAUGUUGUGGGUCGUCGGAAUGCUUUUCUGGCAAGCUUCAUUAUAUUCUUUGCCUUUUCAUUGGGCUGUGGCUUUGCUCAGAGCCUGGAGCAGUUAGUUGCAUGCCGCGCUCUCCAAGGGCUAGGUGGAUCAGGGCUAUACUCCAUGACGAUGAUCAUCUUCCCAGAGGUCGCACCGAAGCAUUUGCUCCAGUUUGUUUCCAGUCUUGUCGGUAUGGUCAUCGCCAGUGCUGGUGUGCUUGGGCCAGUUUUGGGAGGAAUUCUCACCCACUAUGCUUCCUGGAGAUGGAUAUUUUGGAUAAAUGGUCCCAUCGGCUUUGUCUCGCUCCUUGUCUUUUAUUUGGCGUGGCCUGAUGCUAAGUACCUCCCGACUUUGCAGCGUAGAACGUGGAAGGAGUUGGAUUUUGUAGGAUCCAUCCUCCUCGUCACCGCAUCUGUACUUGUUGUCUCUUCCUUCCAGAACAUCGGCACGGACAGUGACAAAUGGACACAAGCCGUCUUCAUCGCACCGGUCACUGUUGGCAGUAUAUGCUUCAUGCUGCUGCUGGGCUGGGAGACACUAAUUCCCAAGCUACGGAAUAAUCUCAUUAUGGCGGCCAUCCCGAUCCGUCUUCUGCGCAAUCGCGUGUACCUCGCCACCAUCUUCAACACGAUGUUGCUAGGCUUUCCGUAUCUUCUGACCAUCUAUGCAUUUCCCAUCCAUUUGCAGAUAGUCAACGGCAAGAGCUCGCUAAUUGCCGGUGUGCUUUUGCUGCCUAUGUUGGGAUCUGUCGCUAUGGGUACCGCACUCGGCGGGAUUGUCAAUAAGAGCAAGAAUCGCCUUUUCGAGACCAUGGCAGUAGCAAGCUGCUUUAUGGCUCUUGGAUGUGGCUUGAUGACGACGUUAUCGUCAUCUGUCGAUCUGGAACCCAAAGCACUUGGCUUCCUUACAUUUGUUGGCUUUGGCUUUGGCUUAUCUGCCACUUCAUCCACCAUCCUUGGAGCAACAGAAUCAGAGAUUUCAGAUCAUGCGCCUGCACAGGCAAUCAUAGCACAAGUACGGAUUCUCGGCGGCAGCUUGGGCAUAGCGGCGUCAACGGCGAUCCUGGGCAGUUUCAUACGAAAAGAUUUGACCGGCGUGGUUAGCCCGGAGUAUUUAUCAUCAGUUCAUGGAGUGGGCAUGAGUCUGACGGAGGCGCAAGCCGCGGCCGUGCGCCAAGCCUACACAGACUCUUUCCGGAAAGACAUGCAAGUGGGGACAAUAUUGUCGGGCAUAGCAAUCCUUCUCAGUUUGGGGAUCUACCGCCGAAACCGGGUUACAUUCGAGGAGCAACGACAGAUGCAAAUUAAGACCGAGGUGGAGCGGCGCCGGAGAGCAUCGGCGGCGACGACGUUGGUGUCUUCGACUACCACGGACUGA